GGAACCUGGCAACCUCCGACCAGCGCAGCAGUGGGAGGUGGCGCGUUCAGCCUGCAGCGGAACUCUGCCCGAUAUUAGGUCCACUUUAACGUCACUGAAACACAACCAGCGCCUUGUUUUGGAGGGUUUUUUUUUUGUUUGUUUGUUUUUUCUGCCGACAGACGAUUAAAAAAAAUGGGACACGGCCACAAAGUGUCCUGCGUCCUUUGUCAAGGGGACAAAGAGACGAAAAUAACUGGACCGCUAUCGACCAAAGAUCAAGUCACAGCUCACCAGAACUGUUUGUUGUAUUCCUCUGGGAUUUUUUGCCGGGACUCCCCACAGUUUGACGAUCUGUUCGGUUUCUCCGUGGACGAUGUGUUGGAUGAGGUGAAACGAGGAAGCAAACUGAUAUGUAGCCGGUGUAAGAAAAAGGGUGCCACUGCCGGGUGUGAGGUCAAACGGUGCAAGAAGUCCUACCACUACCCAUGUGCUAUUCUGGAAGGAGCUAAGGUUUUUGAGGACUCAGAAAGGGAAUAUUUUUGGCUGUACUGCUCAAAACAUCAACAACAACAAGAGAAGGACAGCACUGUUAAUGGAUGUGCUUCUUCCCUCACAAAGCCCGGAACCUCCAAAAACCCCAGUGAGGCUGGACCGUCUAAGUUUUGCCUUACCUGUGAGAGGACCGAGGGGAACAUCAGCUUGGAAAGUGUGUCUAACAGGAUUAUGAUAGUCUAUUGUGCCAAACAUACUCCUAAAUCACAGAAGAGGAACACCAAUGGCGAUUCGUCAGCAGCCGGGCCGUCUGCGUGCAGCAGUGACUCCAACUCAUCCAGCAGUAUCAAGCGCUCACAUACCAAGAGGCCGUUGAGUUCUGGCAACAAACGGGGAGAGCCCUCACCUAAACGUACACCUGAAAGCUGGAGCAGGAUAUUAACCGAUGACUCUUCAGAACCAGAUGAACCUGACGCAGACAUAGCGAUAUUUGCCCCUUUAGAGUCUGACAUAGACGGAAGUGUAGGCUCUCAAGUAGAGUCCCAGUUGACCAGAAACAACAGUCAUCCCACUGAGUCCGCCUCAGGAAAUCACGUUGAGGACGAGAGUAAAGAUGGAAAUAAAGAUGACGAUGAAACCGAUGUUGAGUCUGAGAGUCUGCUGCCUCCCGUGAGGAGAAGUGCGGAGCCUCAGCCACAUUCGAUGACAAGUGAGAGUGAAUCAAGUGAUUAUGGUGUGAUUUUGCUUGAGGCGGUGGAGGUGGUGAAGGCAGAUUGUGAAGCGUCCAGUCCUGAGCCGAGGCCUGUCCACAGUCCUGAUCCACACACUGCUGGACCUUCUGCCCCACAGCAAAGCUCCACCAGCCCCCCUCCCUCUCCCAACCUCUCCAGACCCUGCAGUGUCACCAGACGGGCCAUUUCCCCAGCGCCACCUGAAACCGUCUCCCCUCCUGCAGCGCUCCCCUCUGAUCCAGAGCCCAGCAUCGACUCCACCAGCUUCUGGAAAAGCUGCAACGUGGCGAGAUGCACACAGGCCAUCUUCACUGAUUUUAUUAAUGAGAUGAACAGUAUCUCCAGCAGAAUUCAGUCAGACCAGGCCAGCCAGGAGGAUUAUGAUCUAGCACUCAGAGUGAUGGAGGCUUCUGGGAAACUGGCAGAGCAUGUGGCCAAGCAGCAGAAAGAGUUACAAAGGAAACAGACGGAGCUGCAGAAGGCGGCAGCAGCCAUGAAGGAGGUCGUCUCAGCACUGAGGAGAUAACAUGCGACAUAACAUAACAGUGAACAACAUGGACAUCGCUGUAUACAGUUCUCUUCUUUUUUGUGUUACAAAUACUCUGUCUUUUUAAACAUUUCCUACAAAGAAUAUCUAAAUGUAUUUUUAAUUAUUAUACCUUAACAUUUAACAGUGAAUAGGGCAGGAUGUGGAAAUACAACCGUAUUUCAUAUAUAUAGUUGUCAGUGAUCAUUCUCAAGCCACUGUCUCAAACUUCUGUGUGUAAUCAUGGUGUGUUAAUGUCACAGUUCCAUUUAGAUAAGAAGUUGCACAGAAAUGUGUCACGUUACAAAAAACAUUCAACAAAAGAAAUAGUGUUGAAAAUGUUCCAUAUCCAACAAUACCUCAUUAACCAAGUUUAUCCAACUGUUUAGAUGGGAAGAUUGGAUGUUUUUACAAAUAUUUUUGUACUGAUGUUUGUUCAACGUUAUUAUGUUGAGCUGAGAUGUUGUGUGCCAUUCACACUCUCUUGAGGUACUGAAAAUCCAUUUACAAUGGAAAAUAUUUUUUACUGUGAACUGUCAAAUGGAAAAACGAAAACAUUCUGUGAAUGUUUAAAAUGUUUUCAUAUGUUUCUUGUGUAGCCAUUUGUGAAUGCUUGAGUUGGGAUACAGGCUCCAUUUUACAAAGAAAGUGAAUAAAAUGUGAAGAAUUAUAUUAUAAAUAUAUUAUUAUGGUAUUAUUGUGACCGUAAUAAUAAUUAUAAUAAUAGAGUUUGUCUUUAUACCAAACAGUGGUUUAUAUGUUUUUGUUUUUUUACCACUGGUCAGUAUUUAUGAUAAGUUCUUCCUCACCCUUAUGUCACUUGUAUUGUUGCCAGUUAUCUGGUCUGAUGCAACAGUUUGGUUUGGUUUGGUUUUUUUACUUGAUUGCAUUCACAGUAAACUUGUUAAAUCAAAACUUAAUGUUAGUAAGACUAAAAUAGAGCUACAGUUUACAGUUGAGCAUUUGUUUCUGUAUACUGAUGGUAUAGAGGAGGCCAUAAGGGUCCGUUAUUUUCACAAAGCAUGUUCAGUCUUCUUGUUCAGAAAUACAUUGUUCAUAACUGGUUGAGUUAAAACCAUAAAUGUUCGUAUGAAGCUGCA
Acanthopagrus latus (yellowfin seabream) is the source of this 2831-nucleotide messenger RNA. It is a transcript of the gene phf11, whose product is annotated as PHD finger protein 11. Gene Ontology annotation, molecular function: histone binding; histone deacetylase binding. NCBI's taxonomy places the organism in Eukaryota, Metazoa, Chordata, Actinopteri, Spariformes, Sparidae. Gene Ontology annotation, cellular component: nucleus. The record is from RefSeq and is a predicted model, not a curated record. The transcript is spliced from 18 exons. Bases 175 to 1731 code for a protein of 518 amino acids.